Molecule: messenger RNA, 1719 nt
Organism: Caretta caretta (loggerhead turtle)
Lineage: Eukaryota; Metazoa; Chordata; Testudines; Cheloniidae
Source: RefSeq, a predicted model, not a curated record
AUGUCUCGCCAGUUUUCUGGCCAAAGCCUGGGAGGCAGCCUCGGGGGUUUCAGCUCCAGCUCUGCCCGUGUUAGUGGUAGGAACAAAGUCAGCUUCAGCACAGUGUCAUGCGGAGGAUGCACAGGCUCAGCCUGGAGUCCCAGAGGCUUUGGCAGUAGGAGCCUGCAUAACUUGGGAUGAAAUAAAAGGAUUUCCAUUGGUGGAUUUGGUGGCACUUGUGGAGGGUUUGGGGCUGGCAGCCACGUGGGUGGAGGGUUUGGCGGUGGUGCUGGGUCUGGGGGACAGUUCAGUGGUGGGCUCGGUGGUUGCUUUGGUGGUGGGGCUGGAGGAGGAUUUGGUGGUGGAUGGGAUGGCCCUGGAUUUCCUGUUUGCCCACCUGGUGGCAUCCAAGAAGUGACCAUCAACCAGAACCUCCUGACUCCUCUCAACUUGAAGAUUGACCCAGAGAUCCAGAAAGUGCGGAAAGAGGAAAGGGAGCAGAUGAAGACCCUGAACAACAAAUUUGCCUCCUUCAUUGACAAGGUCCGAUUUCUAGAACAGCAGAAUAAAGUUCUGGAGACAAAAUGGAAACUCUUGCAGGAACAGGGCCAAGGACCCAUUAAAAAGAACCUUGACCAGCUAUUUGAGGCUUAUAUCAAUGGCUUGAGAAAGCAGCUAGGUGGCCUGUUAAAUGAGAGGAGACAGCUGGAUACCGAGUGGAAGAGCUUCCAAGAUCUGGUGGAGGAUUUUAAGAACAAGUAUGAAGAGGAAAUAAACAAGAGGACAGCUGUGGAGAAUGACUUUGUGGGCCUGAAAAAGGAGAUGGAUGCUGCCUACAUGAACAAGAUGGAGCUGCAAGCGAAACUAGACUCCCUGACUGAUGAGAUCAACUUCCUGAGAUGUCUGUAUGAGGUGGAACUGUCUCAGAUGCAGCAGACCAUUUCCGACACCUCCGUGGUCCUGUCUAUGGACAACAGCCGAAACCUAGACUUGGACAGCAUCAUCCGGGAGGUCAAAGCACGGUACGAGGAGAUUGCUCAGAGGAGCCGAGAGGAGGCAGAGUCUUGCUACCAGUGCAAGUUUGAAGAGCUGCAGGUGACAGCUGGGAAACACAGAGACAGUCUACGAGACAGCAAGAGCGAGAUCUCAGAGCUUAACCGGAUGAUCCAAAGGCUGUGGGCUGAAAUAGAAAAUGUGAAGAAGCAGAUAUGGCUUUUUUUCAUGCACUGUGAAAAGCUGCAGACCUCCAUUGCUGAGGCCGAGCAGCAAGGUGAGCUGGUCCUCAAAGACGCCAAGGGCAAACUGGCUGAGCUGGAGGGUGCCCUGCAGAAGACCAAGGCAGACUUGGCGCGUCAGCUGCGGGAGUACCAGGAGCUGAUGAACAUCAAGCUGGCUCUGGAUAUCGAGAUCGCCACCUACAGGAAGCUGCUGGAAGGAGAAGUAUGCAGAAUGUCUGGAGAAUGCCAAAGUUCUGUGAGUAUCUCCAUGGUGGGUGGCAGCUUAACCUCUGGAGGUGGACUUGGAGGUGGGAUUUGCCUUGGAGUAGGAGGAGGCAGUGGUGGUGGAAUAGGUUUCAGUUCCAGAAGUGGAAGAGGUGGAUAUGCCUUAGGUGGAGGAUCCACCUCUGGAGGAGGAAACAAUGGAGGCAGGGGAGGGUACGGAUCUGGAGGCAGGUCCAGCACCAUUGCGAAAACAACCAUCACUUCCACAUCGGUGAAAUCGACAAGCAGGAGAGUCUAG